CUCACAGGAUAGACAUGGAGCUGGAAGUGCUGGUCGUGCUGCUGCUGAGCUGUGCCUACCCUGGACUGGCCGACAUCCAGACCAUCUACUGGAACAGCACCAACAAGAGCUUCCUGUGGGACGAUUACUCGGUAGGAGUCCAACUCAACGACUACUUGGACAUUGUCUGCCCACACUACGAGGAGGAGAACGUCCCGGGGAGGACGGUGGAGCGCUACACCCUCUUCCUGGUGGAUUAUGAGGAGUACACCACCUGCAAACCGCUCUCCAAGAACCAGGUCCGGUGGGAGUGCGACAACCCCUUUGCCCCCCACGGGCCCGAGAGGUUCCGCGAGAAGUUCCAGAAGUUUACCGCCUUCAGCCUUGGGAAGGAGUUCAAGGAGGGAAACAGCUACUAUUAUAUCUCCAAACCCAUCCACCAUCACGGCGAGUCGUGCCUCAAGCUGAAGGUCCACGUGGGCGGCAAAGCCACUCAGCAGCCGCUCACCAAUGUCCACACCCCGCGAGCCGGAGUCCUUUCGGAUGGCCCAUCAGAUGACCUCCCGGGAGUCAUGAAGAGCAUCGCUCACAAUUCCGCCAGCAGACAUUCCUCACUCAUCAUCGUUGGGCUCCUCUUCCCCUUAGUCCUGGCGCUUGGACUGUGACGGAACAUUCCGGACUAGGGAGUGGACUGUAUUCAGCUGGACAGGGCUGGAGCAGUGCCAAAUGACAGAGCCUGGACGCGAGUCACGUGACCAAAGAGAAGCAACGUCUCGAAGACGCACAAAGCGCUUGUAUGUAGCCAAAGAACCGUGACCGCGGUGCACUUUCCGCAGAGCUGCGCCCGUGUGCCGGCACCGGACUGAUCGCCACUGUGGCCGGGGGCGGGUCAAUAUCUCAAGCAGAGCCUCGCGGGCAGAGAUCUGUACCCUGACCCCCCCCUGCCCUUACCCCCCCAUAAUCUCUAUGAGAUGAAAGCGUUGAGCGCGCAGCUGAACCACUGACAGUAUUUCUGGCGCCGGGCCUGGCGCGGAGGACGCGUUGUGUACAGAUGUAAAUACGGCGGAUUGUAUAGAGUAUAUUUAUAGAGGACUUUAGUAUUCACUGUAUAAACCACUAACUGCCAACCACCGAACAAAGCCCCCCCCCAACCUGGAGGAGGAACUGGACAAGCCUGAGCGAUCAACCCCCAUGACCCCGCACCCUGCGCUCU
This is a messenger RNA of Nanorana parkeri, 1192 nucleotides long. It is a transcript of the gene EFNA1, whose product is annotated as ephrin A1. Gene Ontology annotation, biological process: axon guidance; ephrin receptor signaling pathway. Gene Ontology annotation, molecular function: ephrin receptor binding. Bases 15 to 644 code for a protein of 209 amino acids. Gene Ontology annotation, cellular component: plasma membrane. NCBI's taxonomy places the organism in Eukaryota, Metazoa, Chordata, Amphibia, Anura, Dicroglossidae. The transcript has 5 exons. The record is from RefSeq and is a predicted model, not a curated record.